AUUUAUGUCAAGAUCUUGUGCACUCUAACAAAAUUUGUAAUUGCGCAUAAAUAGCAUUAAUAUUAUUUCAUAAAACUUAGUAAAAAUGUCUACACGUUGGUAUCCAAUUUAUCAACGUGGUAAUCCACAAUUGCGAGUUUUUUUACCAAACUUCUGGAUGAAGCUAGUUCGGCCAACUGAGGAGCAGCCCAAAAACAUAGCAACAUUUUCAGUUUCUAUGGAAAUGACCAAAUAUGAUGUGAAAAACUAUCUGGAAAAGAUAUAUAAAAUUCCAGUUGUUGAUGUACGUACCCGCAUUGAACUCGGACCCACGAAACGUGAUCAGGUGUAUGGCCACAUCACAAAAGAUGACGACAUAAAAUAUGCUUAUGUAACAAUGCCUAGAGAAACAGAAUUUUCAUUUCCAGAUAUAUUUGAGAAAAAAGCUGAAACAAAAGCUAACGACGAAAAAUCGUUGGACGAAUCUAAAAAUGGUUUCAAGAACUUCUUAGAAAGAAAUAAGAAACGUCCUGGAACACCAGGCUGGUAUUCAUUUUAAACAAUCAUUAGCUUAUAAUAAAAAAGUACAACAAAUUA
This is a messenger RNA of Teleopsis dalmanni, 576 nucleotides long. It is a transcript of the gene mRpL23, whose product is annotated as 39S ribosomal protein L23, mitochondrial. Gene Ontology annotation, molecular function: structural constituent of ribosome. Gene Ontology annotation, cellular component: ribosome; mitochondrial large ribosomal subunit. The record is from RefSeq and is a predicted model, not a curated record. The transcript is spliced from 2 exons. Gene Ontology annotation, biological process: mitochondrial translation. Lineage: Eukaryota; Metazoa; Arthropoda; Insecta; Diptera; Diopsidae. The coding region runs from base 86 to 538 and encodes 150 amino acids.